UUCGGGCGGCAAUACCGAAGAUGUCGUCCAACUCCUUGUAAAGCCAAACCACUCUCCCUUCGCAUCUCCACCGCUGCUUCCUUUGGGAGAAUUCUUAUUUUAUUUUCCGAAAUGAUUCACCACUCCACCAUUCCAAAACCCUCCUUCCCUGCUUCAAUUCCUAUCCACAAGCGCCCUUUUCCCGUCCGAAUCCGAUGCGAAUCCGCCGAUCUGUCGCGUCGGACCAAUGCGAAGUUGCCGGCCGCGGCGGCGGAGGAUUCGGCGAAGAAUCCGAUCGAGCUGGAGAAGAGUGCGCCUUACCCUGGAGGAAGGCCGAAGAUGGGGCCCUUCACGGGAAGAGACCCCAACGUCAAGAAACCUUCUUGGUUGAGGCAGAAGGCGCCGCAGGGGGAGAGGUUUCUGGAGGUCAAGGGCUCCCUCUCUCGCCUCAAUCUCCACACCGUCUGCGAGGAAGCUCAGUGCCCCAACAUCGGCGAGUGUUGGAAUGGUGGAGGUGAUGGUAUAGCUACUGCGACCAUCAUGGUUCUGGGUGAUACUUGUACCCGUGGCUGUAGAUUUUGUGCGGUUAAAACCAGUACAAAUCCUGCUCCUCCUGACCCGGACGAGCCAGAGAACACGGCCAAGGCAAUUGUGAGCUGGGGUGUAGAAUACAUAGUUAUCACAAGUGUAGAUCGUGAUGAUCUACCCGAUGGCGGGAGCGGACAUUUUGCACAGACUGUCAAAGCUAUGAAGAGGCUCAAGCCAGAUAUAAUGGUAGAGUGCUUAACUUCUGAUUUCCGUGGAGACUUUGAGGCUGUGGACACUCUCGUGCACUCUGGGUUGGAUGUUUUUGCUCACAACAUCGAGACUGUGAAAAGGCUUCAGAGAAUUGUGAGGGAUCCUAGGGCCGGGUACGAACAGAGCUUAUCGGUUCUGAAACAUGCAAAGAUUAGCAAGCCCGGAAUGAUCACCAAAACAUCGAUAAUGCUGGGUCUGGGCGAAACAGAUGAUGAGUUGAAGGAAGCAAUGGCUGAUUUAAGGGCUAUAGAUGUUGAUAUUCUAACCCUUGGACAGUAUUUACAGCCAACUCCCUUGCAUCUGACUGUAAAAGAGUAUGUCUCGCCGGAGAAAUUUGAAUACUGGAAAGAGUACGGGGAAUCAAUAGGGUUUCGAUAUGUUGCAAGCGGGCCAUUGGUAAGGUCCUCAUACAGAGCAGGAGAGCUGUUUGUGAAGACAAUGGUGAAAGAAAGAGCCAAGGACAGCAUCACCACAGUGUAAGCCAAAGCUACAAUGGUCACAUUCAUUUGGGUCAGCAGCAUCCAUCCCCACAUAUAAAAACUCUUGCUCUAUUGUGGGAGAAGAUAAAAAUACCCCUUUUUUUAACUUUUUUUUAACUCGUUAGUGAUUUUUAAAAUUUUAAAUACUAUUAUCCCAAAUGGACCAGCUUUGAAGGCAAUAAGUAAAAUAGAUACAUAUGUUUGUUAAUUAAUCAUUGUAAUUGUUA
This is a messenger RNA of Tarenaya hassleriana, 1483 nucleotides long. Its product is annotated as lipoyl synthase, chloroplastic. The transcript has 7 exons. Gene Ontology annotation, molecular function: 4 iron, 4 sulfur cluster binding; lipoate synthase activity. NCBI's taxonomy places the organism in Eukaryota, Viridiplantae, Streptophyta, Magnoliopsida, Brassicales, Cleomaceae. Bases 112 to 1257 code for a protein of 381 amino acids. Gene Ontology annotation, cellular component: chloroplast; mitochondrion. Gene Ontology annotation, biological process: lipoate biosynthetic process. The record is from RefSeq and is a predicted model, not a curated record.